AAGUAGUUGCCCAUUUAAGGGCCUCCCACGUCGCUCCGCCAUGUUCGGAGGCCCGCCCCCUCCUGGGGGCUCCCUCGCCGCCCCCCUCCAACGGCCGCCUGGGCCUUGAGGCACUGCCACGGGGACGCGCUCCAGUUGCCCCCGGCUCCGCCACUCCCGCCGCGUGGGCCGCGGGGCCGCCUUCCAGCAAAGAUGCUGAGCUUUUUCCGUCGAACCCUUGGACGCCGGUCCAUGCGUAAGCAUGCAGAGAGGGAACGGCUAAGAGAGGCCCAAAGAGCUGCUACCCACAUCCCUGCAGCUGGGGAUGCCAAAUCCAUCAUUACAUGCCGCGUAGCACUGCUGGAUGGAACAGAUGUCAGUGUGGACUUACCGAAAAAAGCCAAAGGCCAACUACUAUUUGAACAGAUCAUGUAUCACCUGGACCUUAUAGAAAGCGACUACUUUGGGUUAAGAUUUAUGGAUUCAGCACAAGUGGCGCAUUGGUUGGACAACACAAAAAGCAUUAAAAAGCAAGUUAAAAUUGGCCCACCGUAUUGUCUGCAUUUUCGUGUAAAGUUUUACUCAUCAGAGCCAAACAAUCUACGUGAAGAGCUAACAAGGUAUUUAUUUGUUCUGCAGCUGAAACUGGAUAUUCUUACUGGAAAAUUAGAAUGUCCUUUUGACACAGCCGUCCAAUUGGCAGCUUAUAACAUGCAAGCUGAACUUGGAGACUAUGAUCCUGCUGAACACGUCCCUGAACUGGUGUCUGAGUUCAGGUUUGUUCCCACGCAGACUGAAGAGAUGGAACUGGCCAUUUUUGAGAAGUGGAAGGAAUGCAGGGGGCAAACACCAGCACAGGCUGAAACUAACUACUUAAACAAAGCUAAGUGGCUGGAAAUGUAUGGUGUAGACAUGCAUAUAGUCAAGGCAAGAGAUGGCAAUGAUUACAGCCUGGGAUUAACACCUACAGGAGUUCUUGUCUUUGAAGGAGACACAAAGAUUGGUUUGUUUUUCUGGCCAAAGAUAACAAGGCUUGACUUCAAGAAAAACAAACUCACUCUAGUUGUUGUUGAGGAUGAUGAACAGGGAAAAGAGCAGGAGCACACUUUUGUCUUUAGACUGGAUCAUCCCAAAGCCUGCAAACACUUGUGGAAAUGUGCAGUGGAACAUCAUGCCUUCUUCCGGCUCCGAGGUCCUGUCCAAAAAAACUCCAGUCGGUCCGGCUUCAUUCGGUUAGGAUCCCGGUUCCGGUACAGUGGGAAAACAGAGUAUCAGACCACCAAGACCAACAAAGCCAGGAGAUCAGCAUCCUUUGAAAGAAGGCCCAGCAAGAGAUAUUCAAGACGAACACUGCAAAUGAAAGCACAUGCUGCUAAGCUUGAAGACACAAGUACUGCAAACAAUGUUGUGAUCAACCAAACUAAUGGAUCACAAAGCUGGAAUGCAAAGCCAAACUUACCUGUCCUAACAGCAGUUCCUUCUGCCCCAGUCUUAGUGGAAAUAGAAAACCUCCCGAGGAGCCCAGGAGCCAGCCAGCAAGACAAGAAGUGCAUACCUCUUGUUGAUUUGCUAGACAGCACGGAGUUGCCAGAGACUUGUGUUGAUGACGCUGUAGGCCGUCCAGUUGUUGGCCUGGCAACAGGAGAUUCAGAAGAGCCUCUUAGUUGCCCUCAUCCUGGCCCGAAGGAAACUGCUGUUGAAAAAGCAGACUCUGAUCCCUUUGAAGAGGCGUUUCUAAAACUGAAGGAGCUGGAGACAGAGCGGAGCAGCCCCGUGCCUACCGAGCGUCCCAAUGUAAACAUAAACAUACAGGAUGAAGUGGUAAAGUUGACAGAUAAAUGUCUUAACAAUACAAUUGAGAACCCAAUUGCAGCAGUGACGUGGCUUCCAGCAGAUAUCAAAAGCAAUAUCCUCAAGGCCCAGGCAGAAGCAGGGCACAAGGUCAUAAGAGAAGACAGUUUGGCAGGUGUCAAGAAUUCCAAUAUUCAGGAUGCUGCUGCCAGGAACAUUCUCCCUUCAGGCAAAACACAAAGUAACACUCCAGCCACCAGUCCAGUAUUUCAAGACUCAAGAGAGCUGCUUAAAGCAAUCCCUGCUUUGAACACCUUUGUUCCUAAUGUGCUAAACGAGGAUAACACUGUCUCUAACCCUGAGGACCUGCUGAUUCCAACUACUCUGGCUCCAGCUGAGGAGGCUGCCGUUUCAAAGAGCACUCCAGAUGACCAGGACGUUUCCUUAACAUCCUUGCCAGAGAAUCUAAUUGACUUUACAGAAGCCACACCUCGGGUGUCUUCUCAGCCCAUAAUAGCACCGAGGUGGUUAGUGCCAACCGGACUGAUUUCCAACGGACCUUUGGGAAAUGAUGUUGCCUUGGCUGUGAAGGCAGUGAAAGGCAGCACAGAGACUCUGUUGUCAUCAGCUGGAUUGCCACCAUCCCACCAGGCAUCUGAAGCCCUUGCAAGCCCAGUUAUUGAGGAUGCUACAAUAAGAGCAAAAUGUUUACUCACCACUGAACUCUAGAAGAAGGAAUUUUUGCACUUCUCACCUUGUAAAAACUCCAAUCUCCUAACACAUCUCCAAGGGAUCAUUCCAAAAGACUUGCUUGGGACCAAAGUCUUGAUGAAUGGGAGUCCAACAGCCAGCUGAUUUGCUAGGAUCCAGGAAGAGACUUCAGCAUUUACUGCAACCUAACUGGAAUUACAAUCUAAAGCAGGAUAUAAAACCACAUGCACAUUUGAUCUUCUCCCUCAGAAGUGAAAUGCCACAUUGGAGUUAGUUCUGAACAUGAGAAACAGAAUCUAGUUGUGUUCUGCUCACGCUAAGUUUAGUCCUACUCACCCUGUGCUGCCUCUCAGGUAUUAAUGGAAAGCAUUAACUGUUCUGUUAGCUGUGAUGUAGUGCGUGAGGAUGGUAUCCCUGACCUCUGUAGAUUAACAUUGGAAAGGUUAGGCGAAUUUGUAGGGCCACCUUGUGGCCAUGCUAUGUAUGGUGGCUCAUAGUAGUGAUGACUGCUUCAUAUGGCCGAGGACAUUUUCUUCUGUGUUGUUAUUCCUUGUGUUUUUCCUUUAUUUUACCGACACCUACUCUCCUUUUUGGCCUUAAACCUAUUAAUCAUCCUUGCACCUCUUGUUACAGUACCUGGAAAAAAUGAAAACAAGAUCUAGUCCAUCAGUGACAAACUGCACUGACUGGAUUUGAGCUGCUCACUGCAAGAAGGAAAAGGAAAAUCAGCCUGCCCAACAGCAUUAGCAGGCUACAGCAGAAGUCCCAUGUCUUGACACUGAUUAAUUAAUUUCCUGUAUGACUCAAACAGAUGCAUUCUGGGUUGGGGACAUGUGAGUUUUAACUGCUGAAGCAGUGACAGGGCGAGUACAGCUUACUUCAGGAACUGCUUUUGGGUAGUCUCAUCAUACAGGACUAGGAAGGGUAAGAAAUUUCUUGGUUCUAUUCAUUUUGGGUGUUGUUUCCAGGUGCUGUGGCAUGAGGGUAAAACUAGAUCACUUCUGAGCACCACCAAGUGUCGCCGUUCCACUGUUGCAAGUGUCAUCUAAUAGUUGUGUGUAGAACAAAGAAUAGAAAAAAUAAGUUGAAAACAGGAGGAAGAAAGAAGAUUAAAAGUUCCUGCAAGCAGUUGACUCCUUUGCAGAAGGAAGGUAGGAGCACUUGCAAGAGCUCCACAGAGAUGGGAAAGGCCUUUAGGUGCUCAGGUGAAUGAAGUACAGGGUGCAGUUUGAGUCCUGGUCAGCAGGAUUCUUAUGUGGACAUAUGGAGGCAAGCACAUGAGCCCUGGGGGGACAGCCUGUGAAAAAGGACAAAUGCAGAG
Dryobates pubescens (Downy woodpecker) is the source of this 3802-nucleotide messenger RNA. It is a transcript of the gene EPB41L5, whose product is annotated as erythrocyte membrane protein band 4.1 like 5. The transcript has 26 exons. Lineage: Eukaryota; Metazoa; Chordata; Aves; Piciformes; Picidae. The record is from RefSeq and is a predicted model, not a curated record. Bases 193 to 2499 code for a protein of 768 amino acids. Gene Ontology annotation, cellular component: cytoskeleton. Gene Ontology annotation, molecular function: cytoskeletal protein binding.